AUGGAUAAUGGAGACUGGGGCUAUAUGAUGACUGACCCAGUCACGUUAAAUGUAGGUGGACACUUGUAUACCACGUCUCUCACUACAUUGACGCGUUACCCGGAUUCUAUGCUUGGAGCUAUGUUUGGGGGGGACUUCCCCACAGCUCGGGACCCUCAAGGCAAUUACUUCAUUGACCGAGACGGACCUCUUUUCCGAUACGUCCUCAAUUUCUUAAGAACUUCAGAGUUGACCUUACCCCUGGAUUUUAAGGAAUUUGAUCUGCUUCGGAAAGAAGCAGAUUUUUAUCAGAUUGAGCCCCUGAUUCAGUGUCUCAAUGACCCUAAGCCUUUGUAUCCUAUGGAUACUUUUGAAGAAGUUGUGGAGUUAUCUAGUACUCGGAAGCUUUCUAAGUACUCCAAUCCAGUAGCUGUCAUCAUAACUCAAUUAACCAUCACCACCAAGGUCCAUUCCUUACUAGAAGGUAUCUCAAACUAUUUUACGAAGUGGAAUAAGCACAUGAUGGACACCAGAGAUUGCCAGGUUUCCUUUACUUUUGGACCCUGUGAUUAUCACCAGGAAGUUUCUCUCCGGGUCCAUCUGAUGGAAUACAUCACAAAACAAGGUUUCACGAUCCGCAACACCCGAGUGCAUCACAUGAGUGAGCGGGCCAAUGAGAACACAGUGGAGCACAACUGGACUUUCUGUCGGCUGGCCCGGAAGACCGAUGACUGA
Puma concolor (puma) is the source of this 714-nucleotide messenger RNA. Lineage: Eukaryota; Metazoa; Chordata; Mammalia; Carnivora; Felidae. The record is from RefSeq and is a predicted model, not a curated record.